This is a messenger RNA of Peromyscus leucopus (white-footed mouse), 2736 nucleotides long. RefSeq names its product aspartyl-tRNA synthetase 2, mitochondrial (gene Dars2). Lineage: Eukaryota; Metazoa; Chordata; Mammalia; Rodentia; Cricetidae. Gene Ontology annotation, molecular function: nucleic acid binding; ATP binding; aspartate-tRNA ligase activity. The transcript has 17 exons. The coding region runs from base 561 to 2522 and encodes 653 amino acids. The record is from RefSeq and is a predicted model, not a curated record. Gene Ontology annotation, biological process: aspartyl-tRNA aminoacylation. Gene Ontology annotation, cellular component: mitochondrion; cytoplasm.
UUACGUCAGUUUGGCGCUCGCAGGGCGUGAGAGGGACGGGCUUCGGAAUGUGAUCUGUGUCGGGAUUCGAACCACCGAGCACCUAGGAUUUGUUCGCUUUCAAAAAUUCAAUAUGGGCCGCCACGUUCAGGAGAUUUGAAACACGAGGUUGAACCUCCUUCUGCUUAUGCCCUGGUCACCUUGGAGAGAACGUGGGACUAAAGGAAGGGCGCGCGCUUGGUGACCGGCCUCCCCGCGUCUGGACUGGGCUGGGUCGCGCUCGCCCUGCGGUUUGGGAUCUUUUGGUGUCUUCGGGCCGCAGCCUUGUUUAAUUAAAGCGGGGACUGAUGCACUGAAGGAAGCAAAGGUUUUGCCCCGUCCGCUCACCCAAGGGCCCUAGAGACCGACUUUGCGGAUUAGUCUACCUUGUACUUGAACGUUCUGCGGGGGCGGGUCUGGAUGCAUUUGAGUGGGAACUGGAAUUGUAAGGGUUCCCAGGUAUUCCGGAAACCGAGUUUUGCGCACCACCACACCCGCAGCGUGGGAUUCGAGAUUGUCUCUGGCGAUCCUGGGACUUCAACAUGUAUCUUGGUUCUUGGUUAAGUCGUCUGUGCAGGGGUUUAUCCAGACCCAUCGGAAAGACCACCCAGCCAAUCUGGGGUUCUCUCUCCAGAAGUCUGGCGUUGAGUUCACAAAGAAUUCCAGAAUUUAGUAGCUUUGUUGCUCGGACCAACACAUGUGGAGAAUUGCGUUCUUCCCACUUAGGCCAAGAAGUCACUCUGUGUGGAUGGAUUCAGUACCGAAGGCAAAACACCUUCUUAGUACUAAGAGAUUGCCACGGUCUUGUUCAAAUUAUCAUUCCCCAGGAUGAGUCGGCUGCGUCUGUGAAGAAGCUUUUAUGUGAAGCCCCUGUGGAAUCUGUGCUGAAAGUAUCGGGGACGGUUAUCUCCCGGCCUCCAGGACAAGAGAAUCCAAAAAUGCCAACAGGUGAGAUUGAAAUCAAAGUUAAAACAGCUGAGCUCCUGAAUGCCUGCAAGAAGCUACCCUUUGAGAUUAAAGACUUUGUGAAGAAAACGGAGGCUCUUCGUUUGCAGUAUCGGUACUUAGAUCUGCGAAGCUUCCAAAUGCAGUACAACCUGCGGCUGAGGUCCCAGAUGGUCAUGAAAAUGCGGGAAUAUCUCUGUAAUCUACACGGGUUUGUGGAUAUAGAAACCCCAACAUUGUUUAAGAGGACCCCAGGGGGUGCCAAAGAGUUUUUAGUACCAUCCAGGGAACCUGGAAAGUUUUACUCUCUCCCUCAAAGUCCUCAGCAAUUUAAGCAGCUUCUGAUGGUUGGUGGUGUGGACAGGUAUUUUCAGGUUGCCCGGUGUUAUCGAGAUGAAGGUUCAAGACCAGAUAGACAGCCGGAGUUUACUCAGAUUGACAUAGAAAUGUCUUUUGUAGACCAGACUGGCAUUCAGCGUUUAAUUGAGGGUUUGCUGCAGUAUUCCUGGCCUGAUGAUAAAGAGCCUGUGACGAUUCCUUUUCCUUCCAUGACUUUCGCUGAGGCACUGGCCACUUAUGGAACUGAUAAGCCAGAUAUUCGAUUUGGGAUGAAGAUUGUGGAUAUCAGUGAUGUGUUCAGAAACACAGAAAUCAGAUUUCUUCGAGAUGCACUGGCUAAGCCCCAAGGAACUGUCAAAGCCAUAUGUGUUCAUGAAGGAGCAAAGUACUUAAGAAAGCAAGACAUUGAAUUCAUCAAAGAGUUUGCAGCCCACCAUUUCAGUCAGGAAGUCCUACCUAUAUUCCUGAAUGCCAAGAGGAACUGGAGUUCACCAUUUGCUAAAUUCAUAAUGGAGGAGGAAAAGUUGGAAUUAACCAGAUUGAUGGAGAUCCAAGAGGAAGACAUGGUGCUCCUGACUGCUGGGGAACACGAGAAAGCAUGCUCUUUGUUAGGAAAGUUACGACUGCAGUGUGCGGACCUUCUGGAAAUGCGAGGAGUGAUACUCCGUGACCCAGCACUGUUCUCUUUCCUUUGGGUGGUGGACUUCCCACUCUUCCUCCCUAAGGAGGACAGUCCCACAGAGCUGGAGUCGGCCCACCACCCUUUCACUGCUCCUCAACCCAGUGACAUUCACCUCCUCUAUACUGAGCCCCAAAAGGUUCGUGGCCAACACUAUGACUUGGUUUUAAAUGGCAAUGAGAUAGGAGGUGGUUCUAUCCGAAUUCAUGAUGCACAGCUACAGAGGUAUAUCCUGGCAACAUUACUAAAGGAAGAUGUGAAAUUGCUUUCCCAUCUGCUCCAGGCUUUAGACUAUGGGGCACCCCCUCAUGGAGGAAUUGCCUUAGGGUUAGACAGACUGCUGUGUCUUGUCACUGGAGCCCCAAGCAUCAGAGAUGUCAUAGCCUUCCCCAAAUCCUACCGAGGACACGACCUUAUGAGCAGUGCCCCAGAUUAUUUGCCUCCUGAAGAACUGCAGCCCUACCAUAUCCAGGUCUCAUGGCCAACAGACUCAGAAGAGGACAGAGCAUCAGCCACACCUUCCAAACACUUGAACUCUUAAGUUUUGUCUUCUUUGCUUUACCAAGCCAAAAUAAGAUCCAGAGCUGCCACAGACUUUAGAAUCAAAUUCUCCGUGUGGAAGCAGUCAUCACCAUAGGAAAAAACAGAAGCUACCCAAUUAUGAUUUGGUAACAUGUACCAUUAGGACUUUCUGUGGUUUGGACUUUUGUGGAAGGUUUUAAUUAAAGCACUGUAAAACAAAACAGAAAACCUCU